AAAUCUAGAGUCAGGCAAACAGUGACAUGUCACUGAACUGCUAGGCUUUUGAUUUUUGGUUGAACCAUGACGAGCGUGUGGCGUCGACUGCAGCUCCGAAUCGCUGGCACCACACCCGCACGGCGCUUUCAGGAGGAGGCCGAUGUGGGCGUCGCUGCCGUGCUGAGCUGUUUCCGAAGCUUGAAGCUUGACCCACAGAACGACAACAAAGAGCACGAGGAGCUGUUCGACCAGGCCGUGGAAAUUGUCGGCUCAAAGAAGUUCGAGCAGCAGAAGCAGUAUGUGCAAGACGAGGUUACCAAACAGGUCCAGAGUUGCUUCGAGGCGGUGUUGAAAAUGCCCAAGGACUCGGAGAAGAGCGCUCCCAAAAUGUCACUGUCCGGGUUCGAGCGAAAUAAUGAAGUAGAGGAAAAGCUUGGAAUCACGGACAACUUCCAAAAACUCUUCGGAUUUACCUUAAAUGUGGAAGAGUCCAGCGUUCCUGGUGCUGGCGAAGGCGUGAAGCUUCGUGGUUCUGCUCCUAUUGGGUCAUUAGUGGCCCUGUAUCCUGGCAUCGUCUACUUACCAGAGCACUACAAAAAGAAACACCACCUGAGCGAGUUAACAAACAACCCCUAUGCCCGUGCUCGCUUUGAUAGUGUUAUCAUUGACGCCAAAAAAGAGUCAUCGAACCCAAGAAACCCGCUUGCUGUUGCGCACAAAAUCAACCAUCCUCCCAGCGGAACAUCUCCGAACGUGCUUGGCUUCGCCUUUGAGUUCCCUCCCGAAGAGCCAUUUACGACGAAGGAAUACGAUGAGCUCAUUCCGAAUAACUUUGUGCAAGAGCCCUCUCGUCUCUCCAUGUUUGGCAAACGCGCUAUUGUGCAUGGCCUCGCAUUCAUUGCCACGGCGGACAUUGCCGAUGAAGAGGAGUUGUUCCUCAACUACCGAUACAACCCAGACCGCCCAAUGCCCGAGUGGUACGCGCCUGUAGACGUCGAUAGUGAUCGCGCGAUGUGGAAAUAACUAAACAAUCGCUGGGAUUUUGCCAACACCUGAAUCCGAUAAGAAGAAAGUAAUGCGUUGACAUGCUUAAAUGGUGAAUUUGAGCUGGAUGCAGCCACAGAACGUAUCUCCACUGGCCUUGCCUACGGUAGUUUUGUACUUGCGACCUUAUGCGUUAAUCUUGAGAUUGCCUCGGCUUCACCGCCUGUGCUUACUUAGGAAACUCCGCAUUGUUGGACAGAAUAAUACCAACGAUGACUCCGAAGAUGCCCAGCGCACUGGCGAAAAUCUCCACAAUCAAGAUCGUCACGUAAAGUGCCGCAUUCUGAGCAUCGGCUAGC
Phytophthora nicotianae INRA-310 is the source of this 1325-nucleotide messenger RNA. RefSeq lists its product as hypothetical. The record is from RefSeq and is a predicted model, not a curated record. NCBI's taxonomy places the organism in Eukaryota, Oomycota, Peronosporomycetes, Peronosporales, Peronosporaceae. The transcript is spliced from 11 exons. Bases 67 to 1005 code for a protein of 312 amino acids.